UGGCAACAUUGCUCUGACAAAGAGGGACAAAAUGGAUAUUUCGAAGAAAAAAGGUGGUUCGGGAACGACAUGUUCGGUAGUUGGAUGUAGUAACAAUAGGAACAAGUUGAACGAGUGGUUGGAUAGGCAGUGCUACAUCCACAAACCAGCUACAAAGAGGGAGUGUACAUGUGCUCCAUUGUUUUCAUUUUUUCGGAAGCCUGAAUCCGACUUGGAAUCAAGGACCUGGCUAAAGGCAUUGAAUCUGAAGAAACCACCCCGCAACAUUUUUGUAUGUUCGCAUCACUUUGUGGAAAAAAAACCAACAAAGGAUAAUCCUUUCCCUGAGCUGUGGUUGGGUUAUAAUCGCUCUCCCCAGCCAAAGAGGCGUGAACUCCCGCCGCGGACCGCUGCCUCGCCCCGGAGAAAGAAACGCAGACUUGAAUCUGAGGGUGCUCCUGAAACCUGUCAGCCCGCCUGUGAGGCCGAGCCUGCUACACCGCAAGUUUGCGAUGCUCAGACCCAAUGGGAGGAUCAGUCACGUGAUGACCACACGUACUGUUCAACGACACCGACUGUUAAAGUGGACAAGGCCACCCAGUGCAAGGCAGAGCUUUCCUCUGUGACUAGCACCACGGUCAUUGAUGAUGCAAGCUGUGGGCUGUACACAGGACUGCGUAUGGUUCAAUUUUUCGCCGUGGUGAAAGUGUUGUUGCCUUACAAUAAGCCAUCAAUUUCCCUUCCUGUUGUUGACCAAAUCCUGAUGACCUUGAUGAAGCUUAAACUAAACCUAAUAUUAGGAGAUAUAGCUUACCGCUUCAAUGUGUCCAGAGCCAUGGCAAGCAUUGUGAUUAGUCACUGGAUUGACGUGAUGGCUGGACAGUUCAAAGACAUGAUCUCCUGGCUUCCAAGAGACACCAUUCGUGCCACCAUGCCCCCGUCGUUUCAGAGGAACUACCCUCGAACCACCUGCAUCAUUGACUGUGCCGAAACUGCCAUGCAGAGAGCCACAAACCACGACUCAAGGAGUGACACUUUCAGCCAGUACAAAUCACGCAACACUGUGAAAUAUCUUAUUGCUGUGGCCCCUAAUGGGCUAAUAAUGUUUAUAUCUGACGCCUAUGCUGGCAGAAGCAGCGAUAAGUUUAUCACCAUCGACAGUGGGUUUCUGGACUAUCUGAGGGCUGGUGAUGAGGUCAUGGCGGACCGUGGUUUCACCAUUCGAGACUUACUCGAUGAGAGAAGGGUCAGUUUGAACAUCCCUGCAUUCACCUACAGGCGCCUUCAGUUGACUAAUGAGGAGACGACACGCACCAGGAGAGUAGCCAAUGUCCGCAUACACGUGGAAAGAGCAAUCCAAAGACUGAAGGUCUAUAAGAUUUUAUCCCAGACUGUUCCCAUCAGCAUGGCACCGAAAAUGGACAAAAUCUUGAUAAUCUGUGCUGGCCUAGUUAACCUGAAGGGUCCACUGAUCAGAAUGCCUCCUGAGGAUUAGAGUCUUGCCUUGUGUCCCU
Cololabis saira (Pacific saury) is the source of this 1493-nucleotide messenger RNA. RefSeq lists its product as uncharacterized. The coding region runs from base 32 to 1474 and encodes 480 amino acids. Lineage: Eukaryota; Metazoa; Chordata; Actinopteri; Beloniformes; Belonidae. The transcript is spliced from 2 exons. The record is from RefSeq and is a predicted model, not a curated record.